Messenger RNA from Tetrahymena thermophila SB210, 1869 nucleotides. Its product is annotated as transmembrane protein, putative. The transcript is spliced from 3 exons. Lineage: Eukaryota; Ciliophora; Oligohymenophorea; Hymenostomatida; Tetrahymenidae. The record is from RefSeq and is a predicted model, not a curated record.
AUGUCAAAAAGUUAUCUUAUAUACUUUAUAAUAUUCUUUAUAGCUAAUACAAAUAUUAUUUUAGUUUUAGCUGAUAACGAGUGCAAAAGCCAACCUUUCUAUGAAAAUAUUAAGGAGAUUAUUCAAAAAUCUAUCCAAACAGAAACUGAAAUACAUCAUAAAGCAGAAAAAAUCUUUAAAAAUUAUGAAAAUUACAAUCCCAAAUUUUAAAAGGAGUCUGAUUUAGGAGCUUGUAAAAUCUAUGCUGGUUAAAAAUCUUGCUGCGAUCUUAAAAUGACUGAGUUAAUUGAACAAGCAGUUUUCUCGAAACUUAUGCCUAUUCAAUAAAGGAUAGAUGCUUUUGACUAAUUAGUUGUAUUGUAUGUAGAUUUAAUGAAGAAAUAUUGUUAAAAAGCAAACAUUAUGAGUGUUAUUAUACCAGACUAAAUUCUUGCUAACAAAAGAAUAAUAAAAUUUUUUUAAUUAAGAAUUUAAAAAAAGUAAUGCAAAAUAAGUUUUGUUAAAACUAUUGCUGCUCUUAAUAGAGGAAUUAUGUGUUCAAUUUGUUCUGGUUCUGAUUAAAAAAAUGAUUAUUUUUAUAAUAAUAAGCUAAAAAUUUCACCUUAAUCUGCAGAGGCUUUUUAAAAAGAGGCAAUAAAUUCUAUCUAAUGUAUGUAAGACGUAUUAAGUAAAGAAAAUAUAAAUAUCAUAUUAUAGGAGCUUAGUAAUUUUUACAUACAAAACAAUGACACUUGUGUAGUUAAAAUAAAUUAAAAAAUAAAAAGUGUAUUUAAUGAAAACAUACUCAGCGAUCUUGAUGCAUAAGGAAAUAAAAAGUGUAAAGCAACAAAUUUUUUCUAAGUUAAUAAUUAAUGUGAGGAAUCUCUAUAAGUAUAAAAAGAUAUUAUUGAUAAAGCAGCUAAUAAUCUUUUGAUCUUGUUAAACUAAAAAUCUUUAAGAAAUCUUGAAGAAAAUGAGAAUAUUAUUAUAGGUAUUGGAGGUAUUAAUGCUUUUUUACCUUCAGAAAACGAUAAAAAUAUAUAAGAAAGAGUUAUAAAUUCAAUUGAUCCAAAAUAUUUAACAACCGCUACUUAAAAUUUAAAGUGUGAGAAUCACCCUGCAAUUGAAAGAAUUAAAAGAAUGAUAAAGAGCUCAAAUAUAAAUAACUCUUAACUUGGUCUUUAAGUUGACUAAAUUUUUUAAACUUACAAGCAAGCAAAACCUAAAUCUAAAUAAAAGUCUGAUUUAGGAGUUUGCAAAAUAUAUGCAGGAUAAAAUUCUUGCUGUAAUAAAUAAAUGGCAGACCUAAUUGAUUAAGCAGCUAUAUUAAAGAUAAAACCGAUUUAAUAAUAGUAUGACAUUUUUGACAAAUUUACCUAGCUAUACUAUAAUUUGAUGAAUAAAGAAUGUAACAAAACAAAUAUUUUAGACGUUUUACCUGAUUAAAUUCUUGAAAAUUAAAUGCUUAGAAAUUUUUAUAAAUUGAGGAUUAAUAAAAAACUCUGCAAAGUGAGUUUUGGUAAGGCAUUAGCUGCUUUAAAUAGAGGUAUGAUGUGCUCAAUAUGUACUGGGUCUGAUAAAUUAAGUGACUUUUUCUAAAAUGGCAAAAUAAAGCUUUCACCUGAAUCUGUUUUAGCCUAUGAAAGAGAAACUACAAAUUCUAUCAAAUGCAUGUCUAACAUAUUUACUGUAGAAAAACUAUAAAUAAUUCUAGAUGAAUUAAAUAAUUUUUACAUAAAAAAUAAUGAUUAGUGUAUAAUCAAAAUUAAUUCUAAAAUUAAAAGUACAUUUUCUAAGAAUUUAAUCACUCCUUUAGAUAAAGAAGGAAACAAAAAAUGUAGAGCAACAAAUAUUUUCUCAAUUAAUAUCAAUGUGAUAAUACUGAUUUGA